This is a messenger RNA of Pocillopora verrucosa, 945 nucleotides long. The record is from RefSeq and is a predicted model, not a curated record. Lineage: Eukaryota; Metazoa; Cnidaria; Anthozoa; Scleractinia; Pocilloporidae.
AUGACAAACGUUGCAGUAGUCAUUAUUUGCAGCAUAAUUUCUAUUGAGAGCGUUUUUAUUCUAAUCGGGAACAUUUUUACAAUUUAUGUGUUCUGGAUUCAUCGUGCUCGUCUGAAGCGAACCUCGUUUCUUCUAAUAAACCUGGCCAUUGCUGACCUCCUUGUUGGCGCUACUGAACCAAUCGCCAUUGGAACAGGGGCAAUCCAUAGGCACUUUCAAGGAAAUAAAACAGACGAAGUCCUCGUAUCAAACCAAGAUGAUUUUUCUGCAAUAAUUCCUACUAUGUUUUCGUGUUCGUCCUUGUUUUUUCUUGUUCUUAUCUCAUUGGAACGUGCGUAUGCUGUGGUUUGUCCUCUUCGCCAUCGGCUCGCCUCGAACAAAUCGUACAUUUGGUGUAUUGUCACCGUUUGGGUUAUCGGCGGAUUCGUGGGUGCAGUACUUUUAUUAGAUUCAGCCAAAAUGUGGAGUCAUGAAAUCUCACAGUACAUUAUUUGCUCUAUGAUAUUUUCCGCUCUGGCCAUAAUCUGCGGCAGCUAUUGGAGCAUUCGGAAUAAACUUUAUUCCAGAGAUGUCCCGGCUAUCAAUCGAAGUAGUCGAAAUAACGUCGAACAAAACAUAAAACUAUCGAAGACUUUGUGCAUCGUAACAGCUGCCUCUUGUGUUUGUUGGCUGCCGGGGAGCAUUCUAUACUUUGUGAACGCCGUAUGUAAAUGUCGUAUAUCUAUGGGUGCUCUCUAUGCUACAACACUUUUUAAUAUAGCGAGCUCGUUCGUAAAUCCAGUUAUUUAUAGCUUUAGGAUGCCUAUCUUUAAAGAGCCACUCAGUAAGUUAAAACCGAGAAGGACACGGAAUAACAGGAGAAGUUCAAAGGCUGGUGUAAAAAGCCCAAACGAUCUGUCCAAACCAGUAGCAAUGCUGGAUUUCAAUGAAAUUCCCUAUAGUUAA